Pipistrellus nathusii (Nathusius's pipistrelle) is the source of this 1755-nucleotide messenger RNA. NCBI's taxonomy places the organism in Eukaryota, Metazoa, Chordata, Mammalia, Chiroptera, Vespertilionidae. The record is from the annotation of a GenBank genome assembly.
AUGAAGGAGAAUAAAGAAAAUUCAAGCCCUUCAGUAACCUCAGCAAACCUGGACCACACAAAACCAUGUUGGUACUGGGAUAAGAAAGACUUGGCUCAUACACCCUCUCAGCUAGAAGGACUUGACCCAGCCACCGAGGCCCGGUACCGCCGAGAGGGGGCUCGGUUCAUCUUUGAUGUGGGCACACGUUUGGGACUACACUAUGAUACCCUGGCAACUGGAAUAAUUUAUUUUCAUCGCUUCUAUAUGUUUCAUUCCUUUAAACAAUUUCCAAGAUAUGUAACAGGAGCUUGUUGUCUCUUUCUGGCCGGGAAGGUAGAAGAAACACCCAAGAAAUGUAAAGAUAUCAUCAAAACAGCUCGGAGUUUAUUAAAUGAUGUACAAUUUGGCCAGUUUGGAGAUGACCCAAAGGAAGAAGUAAUGGUUCUGGAGAGAAUCUUACUACAGACUAUAAAGUUUGAUUUACAGGUAGAACAUCCAUACCAGUUCCUACUCAAAUAUGCAAAACAACUCAAAGGUGAUAAAAACAAAAUUCAAAAGUUGGUUCAAAUGGCAUGGACAUUUGUAAAUGACAGCCUCUGCACGACCUUGUCACUGCAGUGGGAACCAGAGAUCAUAGCAGUGGCAGUGAUGUAUCUCGCGGGACGUUUGUGCAAAUUUGAAAUACAAGAAUGGACCUCCAAACCCAUGUAUCGAAGAUGGUGGGAGCAGUUUGUGCAAGAUGUCCCUGUGGAUGUUCUGGAAGAUAUCUGCCAUCAAAUCCUGGAUCUAUACUCACAAGGAAAACAACAGAUGCCUCAUCACACGCCUCAUCAGCUGCAUCAGCCCCCAUCGCUCAACCCCACACCACAAGUGCCACCAGUGCCACCGUCACAGUCGGCUCAAGGCCCUGAACCACCGCAGCCCCCACAGAAGGACCCGCAGCCAUCAACCCAGCCGCCACCACCACCACAGCCAGUCCAGCAGCCCAAGAAACCGUCCCCACAGCCUAGUCCUCCCCGCCAGGUGAAGCGAGCCACGGUGGUUUCUCCCAAAGAAGAGAACAAAGCAGCAGAACCACCACCACCUAAAAUUCCCAAAAUAGAGGCCACUCACCCUCCAUUGCCUCCGGUCCACCCACCGCCUCCAGACCGGAAGCCUCCCCUCUCGGCUGCCUUAGGUGAGGCCGAGCCACCAGGCCCUGUGGAUGCCACUGAGCUCCCCAAAGUCCAGAUUCCUCCUCCGGCCCACCCGGCCCCUGUGCACCAGCCACCACCGCUGCCACACCGGCCACCACCACCGCCACCCUCCAGCUACAUCACCGGGAUGUCCACGACCAGCUCCUACAUGUCUGGAGAGGGCUACCAGAGCCUGCAGUCCAUGAUGAAGACCGAGGGCCCCUCCUACAGCACCCUGCCCCCUGCCUAUGGGCCUCCAGCCCACCUGCCCUACCACCCCCAUGUCUACCCCCCCAACCCACCCCCACCACCGGUGCCCCCUCCCCCAGCCUCCUUCCCCCCACCUGCCAUCCCACCCCCGACUCCCGGGUACCCUCCACCUCCACCCACCUACAACCCCAACUUCCCACCCCCACCUCCACGCUUACCCCCCACCCAUGCCGUACCUCCUCACCCUCCUCCAGGCCUGGGCCUGCCUCCAGCUAGCUACCCACCUCCAUCUGUCCCCCCUGGAGGACAGCCACCCGUACCCCCACCCAUCCCCCCACCUGGCAUGCCUCCAGUCGGAGGCCUGGGGCGUGCGGCCUGGAUGAGAUAA